This is a messenger RNA of Chiloscyllium plagiosum (whitespotted bambooshark), 2734 nucleotides long. RefSeq names its product annexin A4. The record is from RefSeq and is a predicted model, not a curated record. Gene Ontology annotation, cellular component: vesicle membrane; nucleus; plasma membrane. NCBI's taxonomy places the organism in Eukaryota, Metazoa, Chordata, Chondrichthyes, Orectolobiformes, Hemiscylliidae. Gene Ontology annotation, molecular function: phosphatidylserine binding; calcium-dependent phospholipid binding; calcium ion binding. Gene Ontology annotation, biological process: phagocytosis; cytokinetic process.
CGCCUAUUUUAGUUUACACAGAGAGAGAGAGUGUGUGUAAGAAAAAGAUCAGGGCGGGUGAACUCACAGGAGCAAGAAGGUUGUGGAACUUGCUGUGCGGGCAGAGCGUGUUUGCAGAUUUAAAAGAUGAGUUACCCAGGAUACCCGCCAGCCCCAGGCGGCUACCCGCCAGCCCCAGGCGGCUACCCGCCAGCCCCAGGCGGCUACCCGCCAGCCCCAGGAGGAUACCCACCAGCCCCAGGAGGAUACCCACCUGCACCAGGAGGAUACCCAUCUGCACCAGGUGGUAAUCCAUGGGGUCCCAAUCCGACCAUGCCCAUUGGACUGGAUUCUUUUGGAAGCAUGCCGACAAGUGCCAAUUUUUCCAAUAUGGCAGGAAGGAUUGAGAACUUAGCAGCUUCAAUACGACCACAACUUCCAGAUGCAUUUGGGGCAUUUCCCAAUCAGCAGCCAUAUGGAAUGUACCCACAAGGCCAAGGUGGUCAACCUGGUGCUCCGUCAUACAAUCCAGGAUAUCCUGCUUCUAACCCAGGGUUCUCAGCCUCCGGCCCAACUUCAGGUUAUCCAUCUGGCCCGACGCCAGGUUAUCCAUCUGGCCCGACGCCAGGUUAUCCAUCUGGCCCGACGCCAGGUUUUGCAUCUGGCCCAACUCCAAGUUAUCCAUCUGGCCAGACUCCAGGUUAUGGAGCUAGUCCGUCACAAGGAUACCCCUCAAACCCCUCUUCAGUUGCAGCACCAGUGAAGCAUUUUAUACCCCAGGUUUUCUCAGAAUUCGAGCCUGUGAACCGGGGGACUGUAAGAGAAGCUUCAGGGUUUGAUGCCUUGAGAGAUGCUGAGACCCUCAGGAAAGCUAUGAAAGGCUUUGGCACAAAUGAACAGGCCAUUAUUGAUGUAGUCGCUCAUCGUUCGAAUAAGCAGAGGCAACAGAUUGUCUUGUCCUUUAAAACAGCCUAUGGAAAGGAUUUGAUAAAGGAGCUAAAGUCUGAGUUGUCGGGUAAUUUUGAGAAGGCAGUCCUGGCACUGCUGAAGCCUUCUGUACUUUAUGACGCCACUGAACUGAAGGAUGCCAUCAAGGGGGCUGGUACAGAUGAGCAAUGUCUAAUUGAGAUCCUGGCAUCCCGUUCCAAUGCGGAAAUCCACGCCAUCAACAGUGCUUACAAAACAGAGUUUAAAAAGACUCUGGAACAGGACAUCAAGAGUGAUACAUCAGGACACUUUGAAAGGCUGCUGGUCUCCCUUGUCCAGGGUAACCGAGAUGAAACCCAAAAUGUGGACAUAACACUGGUUAAAAAGGAUGCUCAGGAUUUAUAUAAUGCAGGAGAAGGGCGUAUGGGAACUGACGAGUCAAAGUUUAAUGCCAUCCUGUGUGCAAGGAACAGAGCCCACCUGAAAGCAGUGUUUGAGGAGUAUCGACAGGUUUGUAAAUAUGAUAUUGAAAAGACCAUCAGCCGGGAGAUGUCUGGGAACCUGGAGCGAGGCAUGUUGGCAGUAGUGAAAUGUCUGAGAAAUACCCCGGCCUUUUAUGCUGAAAGACUCUACAAGUCAAUGAAGGGUUUGGGGACAGAUGACAAAACACUGAUUCGCAUCAUGGUGUCUCGUUGUGAGGUUGAUAUGUUGGACAUCCGGGCCGAGUUCAAGAAGAUGUAUGGACAGUCGCUGUACUCCUUCAUAGCGGGUGACACCUCUGGAGAUUACAGGAAACUCCUGCUGCAGCUGUGCGGCUCGAAUGAUUAAGGAGGAAGUGAGCGGCUGAGGUGACAGACAAUUUGAUGCAGGUUCUCCAAAGAAACAACGUGCCCCAUCAAUGUGUGAAAGCCUCUCUGUCUUCCUUCUAUGGAUUUAAUUCUGUUUUGUAUUGGCUUGUAAAUGUGUAAUCUGUUUUUAUCAGCAUUUUCAAGUAUGUUCAUUUAGCCAAAGUUUGAAUGAGUACACUUCCACUUCCCAGAACAUUUUAAGACCAUCAGCACGGUUAUUAAUUCCCCUCUGCCCUGAGUGAGUUUCUCAGUAAGUGAAAAUGCUGUCGCUGUCAAAGUGUGCAGUUGUCUAGGGGAAAAAAAAAUGAACUCCACUAAUUGCUUAAAGGGAGGUGAGCAGUCUGUAUUUUUUUAGAAAUAAUUACUGUAAAGCUGCGUGCUGCUGUUUUCAGGAUAUUCUCGUUGUGCCUUCUUCUUGAGAUUUCUAAUCUGUCUGUUGGCAGGAAGUUCUUUAUUUUCUAACGGUCUUCAAUCAAAAGAUAAUCGACAUGUGUCAAGUAUGCAUGGACUUUUUUUUUGUAUUUAGAAAGCUGCAUUGUUUGCAUAAUUGGAACACCAACCAAGAAUGUUUUCGUUGUUGAGCCAGUGUUGACCUGUUCUUUCCAUCCAGGUCAAAUGGUUUGCUCUCUGCAGCAUCAUUCACCUGCCCAGAAUGGAGAGUUUGCAGCAGGGAUGUGCAGCCUAUAUCCUGCCUGGGAUUAUCCAGGUGCCAAGAGAAUUAAUUUGGUUCGUGUGCCUACUGUUUCUAUUUGGCUUCCGGACCAAAGAAUCUGCCAAUGACCCCUCAUCCUGCUGGUGUUUCUCAGAUCGCAGCAGGAACACCAGCGACAGGGAAUAAGUGUGUUUAAGUUACCAAACUCUGCAGAGCCAGCCAGGUUUAUUGAUGGUGAAGAAAGCUGUCUGAAAGUGAGGACCCUUGAGAGAAGGAAGACAAUGUGCUAAAAAUAUAAAUAAUACAGAAAUAAAUACUAUGCAACUAA